This is a messenger RNA of Eremothecium gossypii ATCC 10895, 1368 nucleotides long. It is a transcript of the gene PRP4, whose product is annotated as U4/U6-U5 snRNP complex subunit PRP4. Bases 1 to 1368 code for a protein of 455 amino acids. The record is from RefSeq and is marked provisional. Gene Ontology annotation, molecular function: U6 snRNA binding; U4 snRNA binding; protein binding. Gene Ontology annotation, biological process: mRNA splicing, via spliceosome. NCBI's taxonomy places the organism in Eukaryota, Fungi, Ascomycota, Saccharomycetes, Saccharomycetales, Saccharomycetaceae. Gene Ontology annotation, cellular component: U4/U6 x U5 tri-snRNP complex. The transcript has a single exon.
AUGGUGGAGCUUCAUGAGAUUCGGGUGGACCAUGACCAUCUGAUAGGCGACAAGGGGGAGACAGUGGCGGAUGUCCUGAAUAGGCAGGAGUUUUCUAAGGAACGGUUUGUCCCGACACUUGACGAAGACGUACGGGCUGCGUUGCGCUUGCUGGAUAAACCAGAGGAAAUACCCGAAGAGGAUAACCAUGACAGGAGAGAGAGAUUGGCGGAGCUGCUGUCGUCUGACAAGCAGCUGCAGAAGCGGAUUGAGGAGUCGGGCUUCUUGAAGCGGGCAAGCCCGGGCGAAGUGAGCGAUGGAGAUGAGCUUGACGAGGAAUUUUACACACCUGCGAGCCGCGAGCUAGUGGAGGUGCGAAAGUUCCUCGUGGGAUAUUCCCUGGAUUGUGCGGCAAGGAGGCUGGCAGCUCAGCGGGCGAGGCAGGGCCUCGGCGUCAAGGCGUAUCUGCAGCAGAGGCGGGCCGAGGGCAAACGGCUGGCCACGUUCGAGCUGGUGGGCUCCCAACUGGUUGCUGACAAGCAUGUAUCGCAGGUUGCCGUGCAUAGAGAUGGCCAGCAGCUUGCUACCGGCUGCUGGGGGGGUAGCAUUAAGGUGGUGAGUUGCGAGACACUAGGCAUCGCCAAGUCGAUUGAUGCAGCGCACGAAGGCAAAAUAGGCGGGCUCGACUGGCAUCCUGACGGUAAUCACUUGCUUUCCGGUGGUGGAGACAACCUUGUGAAGCUCUGGGAUAUGACUAGUAACUCGUUUGAGGAGCUUCGUGGCCACGCAGGACGCGUAUCUCGAGUGAAGGUACACCCUAGCGGCCGUCUGGCAGCUAGUGCUUCCUUUGACCUUACCUGGAUCUUAUGGGAUCUCGAGCGGAAGGUGGAGUUGCAGCUACAAGAAGGCCAUUCGAAGGCGGUAUAUACAAUUGCAUUUCAGAGCGACGGUGCCCUCCUUGCCAGCGCGGGCCUUGAUGCCGUAUGCGCUAUAUGGGAUCUGAGGUCUGGGGAACCGAUCAUGAAGCUGGAGGGCCAUGCUGGCGCCAUUAGCGGUGUAGACUGGUCUCCGAAUGGAUACCAGCUUGCUACUGCGGGAGCUGACGGCACUGUCCGUGUAUGGGACAUUCGAAACGUUGGCACGGAGAGCGCCCUCCUGGCACACCAGGUUGCAGCCCUCGAUGUGAAGUUUAAGAAGAAUAACGGAACCUUUCUAGUAUCCUGCGGCCACGACAGACUUGUGAAUAUUUUUAAUGCUGACAAUUGGCAGAAGCUGGCGAGUCUUGAAGGGCACACGGACCGUGUCUUCACGGUAGAUAUUACGGAGGACGGAUCUACCAUCUACAGUGGGGGUAAAGAUCGUUCCUUGAAACAAUGGUGCGCGAAAUAG